ACAGCAUGCAGUUCCUACGAGUGUGUAGAAUUUGUCUCCAGCCUCACGUGCAAAGGGGCCGUGUAAUGCAACAACAAUUUUCGUCUGGGAAUUCCAUAAAAUAUGCAAAGAACUUAUCGUCGAAGUUGGUAACGCCAGGGGUACAAUUUCAGUUGAGAAACAUUCACAUUUCGAAUGCAUUUCGAUGGGUCAAGCAGCAACGUUUGUAUUCAUCAUCUUCACUUUACACACCAACUUCAGAAGGAGACCACGUGCCAUUUAUUUUGAACCCGGAAAUUGAGUUCAAAAGACUUUUCAGUGAUCUGAGCGAGCUGGAACGAAAUGUUUCUGCUAGAGGUCAAAAGGUCAAUCUGACUAACCUGGUGUCGUUGUGGAAGGAGCUUCAGUUGUUUGAGCAAGAUAAAAUCUGCAUUGAAGGAGAAAAGUCUGAAGUUAACAAACGGAGCAAGCAAUUGAACAAAAGUGGUCAAGGAACUAAAGAACAAAAAGAUGGACUGCAACAGUUGGGGCGAACGCUGCGAGAAAACCUACGACAAAUCAAUAAAUCUAUCGCAACGUUGUCCGAUGAGUUCUAUCCAGCAGCUCUGAAGCUUCCAAACGAUCUACAUCCUGAUGUUCCUCGGGGAUCUGCGCCGAAAGUCCUGGAAACUUUUGGAGCUGAUAAACAAGAAGAAGGCAGUGCAGAUAAAUCAGCAGGGUGGACUUCAAACGAACUUGUAGAGGAAAGUCUUCCUACCGUACACGCUGGUAGUGCAUUCCUCAAACAUGAAGCAGCAUUGAUGGAGCUUGCCCUGACGCAGUGGGCGAGUCAAGAACUCAUCCAGCAAGGAUUCGUCCCGUUCUCCUGUCCAGCAUUGUUCAAGUCAAUCGCCCUGGAAGCAAUCGGUUUGAAUCCAGACUCUUCUAACGAGAUAUAUGCAAUAGAGACACAAGAGAAUGUACAGUACCUUACUGGAGCCAGCCCCAUGGCAUUUAUUGCAUACUACAUGAUGUCGGUAAUGGAGAUGGAGGAUCUACCAUACAGGGGAUUUACAGUUGGUAGGAGUUAUGACAGCCUAAAAGAUUCAGAUAAGUUUGAUGGACUCCAUAACAACUUUCAGACUCAAAAGGUUGAACUUUGUGGUGUGUGUGAAAACAGCGACAUUGCCAGCAGUGCUCUGUUUACACAGUUUCUCCGUACGGCAACGGAUCUCCUGGUGAAACUUCCUUUACGCUACCGACUUACUUCCGUCCCGAGCGCCCAGCUUCUCCCAAGCAUGCAUUUAAAAUAUGCCAUUGAAGUCUGGAUCCCAAACAUAGCUGAAUUUGUGGAGGUUGGGUGUGUAUACAGCUGUACAGACUACAUAAGCCGCAGAGUCAAGAUGAGAUACCCAGCCAUUCCUACCCAGAGUGCCUCCCAAAGUAGACAACGAAACUUCCUUCACACGGUACACUGCACAGCCCUGGAUACAUCUGUUCUGCUUGCAGCUCUACUUCCAGCCCAACAGGUGCCAGAUGUUCUUGAACGCCAUAUGCCACAAUCUCUAACGUAACAGCAGGAGUGAAAAUUUGAGCUGUCUCCAAGUACUGUAGCAUAAAGAACCACACCUGGGAUGCAGUGUCUAGGAGGAGGAACUGGAAACCAGACGGUGUUAU
This is a messenger RNA of Asterias rubens (European starfish), 1635 nucleotides long. RefSeq names its product serine--tRNA ligase, chloroplastic/mitochondrial-like. NCBI's taxonomy places the organism in Eukaryota, Metazoa, Echinodermata, Asteroidea, Forcipulatida, Asteriidae. Gene Ontology annotation, biological process: mitochondrial seryl-tRNA aminoacylation. Gene Ontology annotation, molecular function: tRNA binding; serine-tRNA ligase activity; ATP binding. The transcript has 18 exons. The record is from RefSeq and is a predicted model, not a curated record. The coding region runs from base 6 to 1532 and encodes 508 amino acids. Gene Ontology annotation, cellular component: mitochondrion.